This is a messenger RNA of Lemur catta (Ring-tailed lemur), 921 nucleotides long. Its product is annotated as olfactory receptor 1N2-like. The transcript has a single exon. Gene Ontology annotation, cellular component: membrane. Gene Ontology annotation, biological process: G protein-coupled receptor signaling pathway. Gene Ontology annotation, molecular function: G protein-coupled receptor activity; olfactory receptor activity. NCBI's taxonomy places the organism in Eukaryota, Metazoa, Chordata, Mammalia, Primates, Lemuridae. The record is from RefSeq and is a predicted model, not a curated record. Bases 1 to 921 code for a protein of 306 amino acids.
AUGGACAAAAAUAACCAGUCCAGUGUCUCUGAAUUCCUCCUCUUGGGUCUUUCUGAGAAGCCAGAGCAGCAGUGUCUCCUAUUUGGCAUCUUCCUGGCCAUGUACCUGGCCACCGUGGUAGGGAACCUGCUCAUCAUCCUGGCCAUUGGCUCUGACCCACACCUCCACACCCCCAUGUACUUUUUCCUGGCCAACCUGUCUUUUGCUGAUGCCUGUUUUUCUUCCACCACAGUCCCCAAGAUGCUGGUGAACAUCCAGCCACAUGGUCAGACCAUACCAUAUGGAGGAUGUUUGGCUCAGAUGCAUUUUUUCAUGAUGUUUGGGGCACUGGACGACUUCCUCUUGGGGGUGAUGGCCUACGACCGCUAUGGGGCCAUCUGCAGGCCACUUCACUACUCCACACUCAUGAGUCCACUUGUGUGCCUGCUCCUUCUUGCAGCAUGCUGGCUUCUCACCAACCUCGCUGCCCUCUUACACACCCUGCUCAUGGCUAGGCUUUCCUUCUGUGCAGGUAACGCCAUCCGUCACUUUUUCUGUGAUGUUGUCCCUCUGCUACAGCUCUCCUGCUCAGACACCAGCACCAACCAGGUAGCCCUGUUCACUGUGGGCUCCGUGAUACUCACUUGUCCUCUCUUCCUGAUCAUUCUGUCAUAUGCACGCAUCGUCUCCACUGUCCUCAGGGUCCUGUCUACCUCUGGCAGGCAAAAGGCCUUCUCCACCUGUGGGUCCCACCUCACCAUUGUCUUCUUGUUCUAUGGUGCUGCAAUUGGUGUCUACUUGUGUCCCCCUUCAUCACAGUCAGAGGGGAAGGACAGGGUUGCAGCUGUAUUUUACACAGUGGUGACCCCAAUGCUGAACUCCUUCAUUUACAGCCUCAGGAACAAGGAUAUGAAGACAGCACUCAGAAGGCUUUUGACCUGA